Laccaria bicolor S238N-H82 is the source of this 2102-nucleotide messenger RNA. RefSeq lists its product as uncharacterized. NCBI's taxonomy places the organism in Eukaryota, Fungi, Basidiomycota, Agaricomycetes, Agaricales, Hydnangiaceae. Gene Ontology annotation, molecular function: flavin adenine dinucleotide binding; electron transfer activity; succinate dehydrogenase (quinone) activity. Gene Ontology annotation, biological process: mitochondrial electron transport, succinate to ubiquinone; tricarboxylic acid cycle. The record is from RefSeq and is a predicted model, not a curated record. The transcript is spliced from 12 exons. The coding region runs from base 1 to 1920 and encodes 639 amino acids.
AUGUUUAGGAAAGCUCUUCCGAGAGCUUUGCCUCGCUCUUCACGAGCCUUUCACUCGUCACCUUCAGUCGCGAAGCUCGUCGCCACUAAUCCCGCCAAGGCUGAGGAAGUCAAGUCAUGGUCGUCGGGAAAGUACCCGCUAAUUGAACACGAGUUCGAUGCCGUUGUCGUAGGUGCUGGUGGUGCGGGGUUACGUGCAGCCUUUGGUUUGGCUGAAGCUGGCUUCAAAACUGCUUGUAUCACCAAGUUGUUCCCCACCAGAAGUCACACUGUUGCUGCUCAGGGUGGUAUCAAUGCUGCUCUUGGGAACAUGACUGAAGAUGAUUGGCGGUGGCAUAUGUAUGAUACUGUCAAAGGAUCCGACUGGCUUGGUGACCAAGACGCAAUCCACUACAUGUGUAGAGAAGCUCCCCAUACCGUCAUUGAGCUUGAACACUACGGCGUGCCUUUCUCGCGUACACCAGAGGGAAAAAUCUACCAACGCGCCUUUGGUGGGCAAUCUUUGAAAUACGGAAAGGGAGGCCAGGCCUACCGUUGCGCAGCCGCCGCUGACCGUACUGGGCAUGCCCUCCUGCACACGCUCUACGGCCAAUCUCUGCGUCACAACACCAACUUCUUCAUUGAGUACUUUGCCCUCGACUUGAUUAUGCAAGACGGCGAGUGCGUGGGUGUCAUUGCUCUGAACAUGGAAGACGGCACACUCCAUCGCUUCCGCUCGCACAAGACCGUCUUGGCGACGGGUGGUUACGGGCGAGCGUAUUUUAGCUGCACGAGCGCCCACACUUGCUCUGGAGAUGGCAAUGCCAUGGUCGUUCGUGCCGGACUUCCCCUUCAGGAUUUGGAAUUCGUCCAGUUCCAUCCCACGGGUAUUUAUGGUGCCGGGUGCCUUAUCACAGAGGGUUCUCGAGGUGAAGGAGGGUAUCUCUUGAACUCUGAGGGUGAACGGUUCAUGGAGCGUUAUGCGCCUACCGCGAAAGAUCUCGCUUCGCGUGAUGUCGUUUCCCGUUCCAUGACAAUUGAAAUUCGCGAAGGUCGUGGUGUUGGUCCUGAGAAGGAUCACCUCUACCUCCAAUUGAGCCACCUUCCCGCUGAAGUCCUCCACGAGCGGCUGCCCGGUAUCUCUGAAACUGCCGCCAUCUUCUCUGGUGUCGACGUCACUAAGGAGCCUAUCCCGGUUCUGCCCACCGUGCACUACAACAUGGGUGGUAUCCCUACUAAAUACACCGGCGAGGUCCUUACCGUUGACAAGGAUGGCAAUGACAAGGUUGUCCCUGGUUUGUACGCUGCCGGAGAAGCCGCUUGUGUGUCCGUGCACGGUGCCAACCGUCUUGGUGCAAAUUCGCUGCUCGAUAUCGUCGUGUUCGGCCGUGCUGUCGCCCACCAUAUCCGAGACACACUGUCACCUGGCAAGUCGCACAAGGGGAUUCCUGAGGAGGCUGGCAUCGAGAGCAUUGAGUUCCUGGACAAGAUUAGGCGUUCUGACGGCCCAGAGCCAACUGCCAAGAUUCGUCUUGACAUGCAAAAAGCCAUGCAAACCGAUGCUGCUGUCUUCAGAACCCAAAAAACUCUCGACGAAGGUGUCGAGAAGGUUCGCUCCAUCUAUAGAAACUUUGAUAAUGUCGGUAUCAAGGACAGGAGCAUGAUUUGGAACUCGGAUCUUGUGGAGACGCUUGAACUGCGCAAUAUCCUCCAGUGCGCCAUCCAGACAAUCACCUCUGCUGCUGCCCGUAAAGAGUCUCGUGGUGCUCAUGCUCGUGAAGAUUUCCCAGACCGUGACGACGAGAACUGGAUGAAACAUACCCUUUCAUUCCAACACGAUGUCAACUCCCCCGACGUCGAGCUGAAGUACCGCAAAGUUAUUGACACGACGCUCGAUGAGGCCGAGUGCAAGCCUGUGCCUCCAUUCAAACGUGUGUAUUAGAUGACGACAGCGUUGGAUGGUCGGCCUUGGCGGUUGGGUUGUAAAGCAUCGCAUCACCUCUAUCUAGUAUGCGGAGAGACCCUCAAAAUAAUUAUCUUCGGAGAAUACAGGGCGUGCCAAUGGGUUGUUGCUAGUCACUCUGUUAGUGGUACAUAUCAGAGGAAUAAAAAGCCAUAACGAUG